UUAGUUGACUACCGAUGCCAGACCGGAACAGUCAGUCAGUCACUCAGCCAGGCGACGACGACGGUAAACGCAGCGUAAAAUUAGCGAAUUAAGAUCCCCCUCCUCACCCAUUACGAUAAGGUCGAGGUGCUGUAGGUGUCCAAAAACCGUAGUGAUAGGGCGGUGUCUUGUUGGAACGGGUGCGCGUGCUAAAGUGUCAUCAAACGGCGGCGAUGUCGCUUAUUUCGGGACGCAUCGCUAUGUUGUACGACAGAGGGCGAUGUUGAACGCAGUUUUCAGUUGGCUACUGUUGAUGCGGUUUGAUAGUGAAUUUUCGCAGAAAUUCUGUAAUCAGUUAAAAGUGAAAGCAAGAUAGCAAAGAAGUGAUAAAAGUGCGUUUAUUCCAACAACAAGAACCAAAGUUCUUGUACAAGAGCGAAGAAAUACUGUACAGCACAAAGAAGAGUAGGUCGGAAGCUAACAACAGUCAGUGGUUGACGACUUUUUAUGAUAGGAAGUGAUUAAUUGCCUUGUCAAGAAGAAACAAUGUGAAUGCGAAUAUUUGUAAAUACUGAAGUAGCGGGUGAACGAGCUGCAGGAAGUAACAUACUGAAGGUAGCGGUGUGUGAUCUUGUCUCAACGACGGACCUCUGUCAAGAUAGAGGGAAAGUGGACGAGCUAGGUCAAAGGAACCUACCCCACUUCAGUGGCACUCAACACUGAGACCAAUAGCUCAACGCCAGUCACGAAAAAAAAAAUCUAGCCCAAAACAUCAGCCAUCAUCGUGCGACGGAAGCGAAGGACAUUAAGUAUCCACCCCCGAAAACAAAAUCGCAGAUUCAGGUCACAAAGCUACCCCCCGAAAGCUCACUGAGUGAGAGAAACACUUCAAAGGGCGUAGAAGUGGCGAUCUGAUUUACUCGAGAGUACACCCGCCGCAGAAUGGCGACGAUUAAGAAUGAAAAUAUACAAAUAAGUGAUAAUGGUGGUCCAAAGACGAAUACGACACCGGCGUCGGUCACGAAGGGGAUGAUGGUGACGUCGCCGUCGGUGGCCACAGCAGCAGCACUAAUACAUCCACUAGCGCCGUUGGCCACCGUUCCUCUCGAGGUGCGAGACGAGACGUCCCAAAACGAAAAAUCAGUUCACAGUCAACCAUCGCAGACGUCGAAGCGUCAACCGGGAUUACGCGCGUGGUUCCGCAAAUCGAACACUUGUGGCAGUUUGUACGUGAAGUGUAGCUGUAGUAACGGAGUUCCAUCUGGAGGAUCGCCUCAAGCCGGCUCAGAAGCGGUCAAAGGCACCGAAGAGGGCAGCCAAAGGCACAGUCAUCAUCAUAACACUAGGCCCAUUUCGACCUCGGAGAAGGACUUCCGGAAGAUCAAGGUUUUGCAUGCGUUCGCCCAUCCGGAUACGACGACCGUUUUCACCGAUCAGAACAAAUACGCCAACAAUUUGAGCGAAUCGCCUACGCGGGCCUUGAUAACCUCGGCACAGUCCGGGGAGUUCGAGAUUGUUCACUCGACACAUUCCAAGCGAUUGUCGACGCCGAACUUCAAGGCGGAUUACGCUUUCCAUCCGGAAUUCGUACUCAAGAAGCUCAUCCCCAAAUCCAAUGGGCUUAGUCAGGACGGGAAGACACCCUCCAUUAGCAUUCCAUCGCCGAGAAGGCCUGUUCUGAAGAAAAGUUCCAGAAGCUACCCGGGGCUAUCCCCAUCUGGAAGCAGCGUAGACUCAAUUGAACGAUCCUUAGUGCAUAACCAUUCCGCAUCUUCCAGCGUAGACGAAGUCACCGAAGAGGAAGAGCAAGGAACCCGCCGAAGCAGUGAAGAGUUCACCAGUUCACAGGACUCCUACAUAUCGUUUAGUGCAAAUACCGAACUCCAAAGAGACUCGUUUAGCAAUACCAAUAUUCAAAAACUUUCGCUCAAAUAUGCAGCCAUCAAAGCUGUUAGUGAUCAUGAGGUCCAAGAAGAAUCUUUGACAAAGCAACAAGAAGAAAUACAGUUGGAGGACAACAGCAGCAUUCAGGAUACCGUCAUCCAAUGCUGCAGUGAUAGUGCUUGUGAUAGUGACAAUUCUAGCAAUACUUGCAAUAGCUCCGACAGCAGUCCGAAGAGUCCCCCAUCGGUCCUUCAGCACUUCAGUCGGGUGUUGAGUUCUCCAACCCCAGGAUCUCCGAUCACAUCCCCUCAAACACCGACCUUAGAUCGUUCGGCGCAGGAAUUCUUCAUCCAGUCGGGCAUUCUAGGACCAAUGGGCAAUGGAUCGUCGGUACUCGGGCGAAAGACCUCCAAGAUCGUUCCCAACGUGGACGGACCGGUCAAGGAGCGAAUUCGCAAAAACUCCAAACUCCUCUUCGGCAAGCGGACCAUCCCCCUGAGCAACGGUGACCGGCGCAAGUCCAUCCCACCGGAACACAACUGUGAUAGUUUCCAAUCGUACGGAAGCACCCCGACGCUGGGCAGCGGCACCAAGAGCAAAACGCUCGAAGACGAAAUCCACUUCCUGCGGCAGCAGCUGAAGGCGCGCGACGAAGAGAUCAGCAAACUCAAGCGGGAGAUUGAUAAGUUGAAGAGUGUACUCCAGCAGACGACAACGAGCAGCUUGGACCGGUCACAGAAUGCAGGAAGCGGAGCAGGAGGAACGGUGGCGCCAAUGUCCAGUCCCAAGGUACUCCAAGCGGUCGAAGGCGACCUGCUGUCCAGUAUCCAGGCGAACUACGUUAUGGCCGGACAGCAGCUGCCCAUGUCCGAACUGUACGGCAUCACGGGCAAGGGCUUCAAAUUGGCCCACUCGAGUCAACUGGCCGGAAUCGGGGCCAACGAUGGCUCCUUCCGUCAGAACAAAGGGGCUACGCUGAUGGCCAUGAAGAAGCAGGGUGUGUCUGGUGAAAGCUGUGAGUUGACGGGCAGUCCAUCCGACAUCAAGAUCCCCAAAUACGAAAAAGACUACAGCGCGAAGCAACUCAUCAAGGAUGCCAUUUUGGAGAACGACUUCUUCAAGAACAUCGACUCGCUGCAGAUCCGCGAAAUCGUCGACUCGAUGUACAGUCGUGAGUUUCGCUCCGGGGAGUACGUGAUCCACGAGGGACAGGCCGGAUCGCAUCUGUACGUGUCGGCCGCCGGCGAGUUCGAAGUGCUCAAGGACGGCAAGUUCCUCGGAUUGAUGGGCCCCGGCAAGGCGUUCGGCGAGCUGGCCAUUCUGUACAACUGCACCCGCACCGCGUCUAUUCGAGUGUUGAGCGACUCACGAGUGUGGGUUUUGGACCGACGGGUAUUCCAGCAGAUAAUGAUGCGAACCGGGCUGCAGAGGAUAGAGGAGAACGUCAACUUUUUGCGGUCGGUGCCACUACUGAAGAAUCUGAGUAAUGACGUACUUACCAAGAUUGCUGACGUGCUGGAAGUGGAAUUCUAUCCGGCGGGAGCAUACAUUAUACGCCAGGGAGCUGCCGGUGACUCGUUCUUCCUUAUCAGUCAGGGAACAGUGAAAGUGACCCAACGUCUACCAGGAUGCGCCGUCGAAGAAGAAAUAAGAAUCCUUGGUCGCGGGGAGUACUUUGGCGAGAAAGCCCUCAUCAAGGAGGACAAACGGACGGCGAACAUCAUAGCGAUGUCACCGGGCGUGGAGUGCCUCACGCUGGACCGAGAGUCCUUCAGCAAACACAUCGGCGAUCUGUGCGAACUGCACGAGAAGGACUACGGUGACGAGCAGCGGGUGCUGGCAUUCCGCAAUCUGGAGAAUAAUAACCUACCGUCGUCGCUGGAUGCCGUCAAACCAGAAUUGAUGGACGUCGAGUUGAUGGAUCUGAACGUGGUUGGGACGCUGGGAGUGGGCGGAUUCGGGCGAGUGGAACUAGUCAAACUGGAGCGGAAUGGAGUGGUUCAGGUGUUUGCCCUAAAGUGCAUGAAGAAGAAACACAUCGUGGACACCAAACAGCAGGAGCACGUGUUUAGCGAGAGGAAAAUUAUGCUUUCUUGCCAUAGUCCUUUCAUUACCCGGUUGUAUCGGACCUAUCGGGACGAUAAGUUUGUGUAUAUGCUGCUGGAGGCUUGCCUGGGUGGAGAGGUUUGGACGAUCUUGAGGGAUCGGUCGUACUUUGAGGAUUCGACGGCGAAGUUUAUCGUCGGAUGCGUGUUGAAAGCGUUCGAGUUUUUGCAUGCCCGGGGGAUAGUGUAUCGAGAUCUGAAGCCGGAGAAUCUGCUGCUGGACUCGAGGGGAUACGUUAAGCUGGUGGAUUUCGGAUUCGCAAAGUUCAUUGGCUACAGCAGUAAAACUUGGACAUUCUGUGGGACGCCAGAGUACGUUGCUCCGGAGAUAGUGCUGAACAAGGGUCACGACCGUUCGGUAGACUACUGGGCGCUGGGAGUGCUGAUCCAUGAACUGCUGACCGGAAUACCACCAUUCGCUGCAGCCGACCCCAUGAAGACGUACAACAUCAUCCUGAAAGGCAUCGACAUGGUCAACUUCCCGAAGCACAUGUCCCGCGCAGCAGUAAGCCUGAUCAAACGACUCUGCCGGGAUGUGCCCACGGAACGUUUGGGCUAUCAACGGGGAGGCAUCCAGGACAUUAAGAAGCACAAAUGGUUCCAAGGCUUCGACUGGGAAGGCCUCGCCAACCAAACGCUCAAAUCUCCUCUGCAACCGAAGCUGAAGGGACCGCUGGACAUGUCCAACUUCGAUGUGUUCCCCGCCGACGGUCACAUUCCACCGGACGAGGUUUCCGGGUGGGACGAAGGAUUCUAGAGCGCUAGAGCCGGAAGUGCAAUCGAUGAGCAAUAUCAGAGGACAGACGACGACGUGCUUUACCACAAAUGUAAAUGAUGAGCUUUACCCAAAAAAAAAAUGAAAUAUUUAGAGUCAUUAGCUUAACUUGUAGGAACCUCAAGGCCUUAGAUUACGCAUAGGAGCUAUAUUUAAUUUCUCAAGUUGUUUGUAGAGUUGCACACGAUUUAUAUGCCCCUCUUAAUAAAAUGGUGAAUUUGAGUAUUUUGAUGAGCUUUA
Aedes aegypti (yellow fever mosquito) is the source of this 4983-nucleotide messenger RNA. It is a transcript of the gene Pkg21D, whose product is annotated as cGMP-dependent protein kinase, isozyme 1. The transcript is spliced from 13 exons. Lineage: Eukaryota; Metazoa; Arthropoda; Insecta; Diptera; Culicidae. Bases 922 to 4725 code for a protein of 1267 amino acids. Gene Ontology annotation, biological process: protein phosphorylation. Gene Ontology annotation, molecular function: ATP binding; cGMP-dependent protein kinase activity. The record is from RefSeq and is a predicted model, not a curated record.